This is a messenger RNA of Nezara viridula (southern green stink bug), 864 nucleotides long. The record is from the annotation of a GenBank genome assembly. Lineage: Eukaryota; Metazoa; Arthropoda; Insecta; Hemiptera; Pentatomidae.
GUUGGAUCAAGAAUUCUUUCAUUUGGUGAAAUGGCGGGUAUUCUGGUGAGUCCUAAGUUCGAUGACAGGAUAAGAAAAAGAAAUGCUUUAUAUAAAAAACGGGGCGAAUCUCCUAAAUUUCGUGAUGUUUUGCGAGAAAGGUGUCAUGCAAGAAUUAGAGCUAGUAGGUGUGCUCUUUUAGAAAAAUUUAGAAAUUUGAAUGAUCCUGAAGAGUUGCAAUCUACCUUAACAGGAAUCUUGAAAGAAGAAAUCAAAUCACUCACAUGUAGUACUUAUGACAACAGAUUUAAUCGUAAUUAUGAAGAAGAACUUCAAACAGUGGAUGAGUUAGAAGAAGAUUAUUGGCUUAUUGAAGAAUAUGAUAGGAUAUUGGCCGAAGAAGAGGCAAAUUUUAAUUUUGAAUGGGAAAAUCAGAUUAUAUGUCCCAUUUGCGAAAAAUCAGUUCUCGUCAAUGAUAAUAGUGUGAUUUCCUGUAAUAAGUGUCUAUCACAGUUUCCUCUGGUAGACUCCUUGCAGACUUUUAAAGACUCUCUUGAUGCGGCAUUGAGAGCUCAUAAUGAAAGCUGUCCCGAUUCUGCUCAAUUCGCGCUAUUGAAAGACAAAGAACUUGGACUUUUCCUUAUAUGUGAAUUUUGUAUGUCAUUUUCACAAGUUUUAUAAAAAUUUUGUGUAUUUGUUACCUUUGUACCUGUAUUAAAUACUUAAUAAAACCAUUGUAAAUUAAUUAAUAAUUGAUUUGAACAUGUAUAUAUUUAUUUGUAUGACUUAAACAUUGACAUUUCAAAAAUGUUAUGUUUAACAUAAGAUGUUAAUAGUGAUUAAUUUAAAAAAAUUGAAGCUUUAUUAUGGUUUCUAAAUAAUUUG